AAACGAAACCUUAGAACUGAGUUCUGUGAAAUCAAAACCAAAAUGGUGGCAAAAAUGGUGGCAUCAUCAUACGAAGAUAGCCGUCGCAAAAGAAUGGAAGAGAAUCGGAAGAGGAUGGAGGCUCUCAAUCUCACUCAGCUCUCUCAAUCCCUUCACAAAUCAUCUUCCCCCAUUUCAAAACCCUCGCCGUCCAAAUCUCGCACCGUCAAGAAAGAGCUCGUCGCUGUUCGAAGAUCCGGCCGUGUCGCCAACCAGCCUGCUCCUGUUUACAAAGAAGUUCUUAUUGAUUGCGAUAUGAUGUCUGGAAAUAGAUCUUCGAGAGGAGGUUAUAAUAUGUAUAGGGAUUAUUCGAAGCGUGUGUAUGCUUCCGAUGAAGCUCGAGCGGAAGCAUUGAACAAGGCGGAGAAGUUGCAGUCUGAAUUAAACUCGCCGCAUCCAAUUUUUAUUAAGACAAUGCUCCAAUCUCAUGUCACUGGUGGAUUCUGGCUGGGUCUUCCAGUUCAUUUCUGCAAGCAAAACCUUCCAAAACAGGACGAAGUGAUGACCUUGGUUGAUGAGGAUGGAGAUGAGUCUUCAACUACAUUUUUGGCUUAUAAAACAGGACUUAGCGCUGGAUGGAGAGGUUUUGCCAUUGCUCAUAAACUUGCUGACGGGGACGCUUUAAUUUUUGAAUUAGUUAAUCGCACUACAUUCAAGGUGUACAUUAUUAGAGUGAAUGGCAGUCCUUCAGAGGAUGAAGAGCUCGAGUGAAUUGCAGUGAAGUUGGAGAUUGGAGGCUGUAAAAUUAAUGUAGCUAUUAUAACCAAAUUAUAAAAUGCAUCCUCUUGAGUAACAACUUGGGUCACUUCUGCUGAUCAACUAUAUAGUUAGCAAUGUUAGGUGAAGGCGGUAGUUUAAGAUUUGUCCGUUGUCGGCAUGGUCACUUUGUGAUCGCAUUUUGUGUAUUGGAAACAUUAUUAUUUAGUAGUUCUAUAAUUAAUACAAGUAUAAGUUUAACGGUA
This is a messenger RNA of Lathyrus oleraceus (garden pea), 1001 nucleotides long. Its product is annotated as B3 domain-containing protein At3g19184. Lineage: Eukaryota; Viridiplantae; Streptophyta; Magnoliopsida; Fabales; Fabaceae. The record is from RefSeq and is a predicted model, not a curated record. Bases 43 to 750 code for a protein of 235 amino acids. The transcript is spliced from 5 exons. Gene Ontology annotation, molecular function: DNA binding.